Strongylus vulgaris is the source of this 534-nucleotide messenger RNA. Lineage: Eukaryota; Metazoa; Nematoda; Chromadorea; Rhabditida; Strongylidae. The record is from the annotation of a GenBank genome assembly.
GAACAAUGCGAAAUCGCAUUUAAUUCCUUGACCUGCAUCCCAGGAUACUGCAAAGAAGGAUCUGUAUGUGAGCUGGUUGGACUUGGAAUGUUGUGCAAACACUGUCGCUACUCAUCUACCGAUGCCGACGAACGAUGCAGGCUUCGUUCUUUGGGUUUUGAAGGACGAGGACUAGUGAACAUCAACAAGGCGCUGAGCAGACUGGAAUGGGAACUUAGCUUCAGGCUUGCUACAAUUGCACGCGAUGGAGUGGUGUUGUUUUCCGGCGACCGUAAUUCGGACUUCGUAGAAAUCUCCAUUCACGACCGAGUACUUCAAGCCGAGUUUUCACUUGGUGGCAAGCCAAAACUAGUACGAAUGGAAAACGAACGGAAAAAUCGCGUGAACGAUGGCGAGUGGCAUACUGUACUAUUGAAGUACUACGAUAGGCAUCUUACAAUUGUCCUGGAUGAAUGUGACCCAUUUGUCGCUCUACAUGCACAUGGUUCACCUUCAUGUGCUGCACAGGCUCGAAUCGAUCUUCCGGCUAAGUAA